Fusarium musae is the source of this 7230-nucleotide messenger RNA. It is a transcript of the gene FUB1, whose product is annotated as Reducing polyketide synthase fub1. The transcript is spliced from 5 exons. Gene Ontology annotation, molecular function: oxidoreductase activity; phosphopantetheine binding; 3-oxoacyl-[acyl-carrier-protein] synthase activity. The record is from RefSeq and is a predicted model, not a curated record. Bases 1 to 7230 code for a protein of 2409 amino acids. Lineage: Eukaryota; Fungi; Ascomycota; Sordariomycetes; Hypocreales; Nectriaceae. Gene Ontology annotation, biological process: fatty acid biosynthetic process; secondary metabolite biosynthetic process.
AUGACUCUCUCCAAUGGCUCCAACGGCGCAAACGGCACUAGCAACGGCCAUGGAGCCCAUCCUAGCGCUAAUGGCUUUCACGACGCUGCUAACGGGGGUGCUAACAAUGGCACUCCCAAUGGUGGCGCUGAAUACAAUGCUAGCCUCCCUCAGGUAGACGGUGACAUCUCGUCUGCUAUAGCCGUCAUCGGAGUCUCUGGUAGAUUUCCCGGUGAUGCAACUUCGCCUCGUCAUCUUUGGGAUCUUCUCAAGGAGGGCAGAAACGCGUUGAGUGAUGUUCCUGAGAGCCGUUUUAACAUUGAUGGGUUUUAUCAUCCUGACGGUGGAAGGGCGGGGACGUUGAACACCAAGCAGGGGUAUUUUCUGAAGAGUGAUGUUGAUAAGUUUGAUGCUGGAUUCUUCUCUAUUACGCCUGAGGAGGCGAGGGGUAUGGAUCCCACGCAGAGAAUUCUGCUUGAGCUGGCCUACGAGGGUCUCGAGAAUGCUGGUCUCAAGAUUGACGAGGUCGCCAAUCAACACAUGUCCUGCUAUAUCGGAGCAUGUCAGCAUGAUUACUGGGAUCUUCAAGCCUACGAUAUGGACAGCGCACCCAAGUACACCGCCACCGGUACCGGCCCAGCCCUUCUUUCAAAUCGCAUCUCGUGGUUCUUCAACCUCAAGGGACCCAGCGUCACCAUCGACACCGCCUGCUCUUCCACGUUGACUGCCCUUCACCUCGCAGGUCAAAGCAUCCGAAACGGCGAAAGCGACUCGGCUCUCGUCGGAGGUCUAGGUCUUCAUCUCCUCCCCAACUUCGGCGUCUUCAUGUCCUCCAUGUCCUUCCUCAGCGCCGACAACAAAUGCCACUCCUUCGACGCCUCAGCCAACGGUUACGCCCGCGCUGAAGGCGGCGGCUUCGUGGUGCUCAAGCGUCUUGAUAAGGCGCUUGCUGACGGCGACACUAUCCGCGCCGUCCUCCGAAGCACAGGUAGUAACCAGGACGGUCGAACCCUUGGCAUCACGCAACCUUCUGCUUCUCGCCAGGAAGAGCUUAUCCGUGCGACUUAUGCUUCAGCUGGUCUGACCUUCGACAAGACCAAUUUCUUCGAGGCGCACGGAACGGGUACCAAGGUCGGUGAUCCUAUUGAGUGCUCGGUUAUUGGGAAUGUGUUUGGUAAGACGAGGGAGAGGCCUGUUUAUGUUGGCUCUGUGAAGAGUAACAUUGGACAUCUUGAGGGUGCGAGUGGUCUUGCGGGGCUUGUCAAGACGAUUUACAGUCUUGAGAGUGGUGUGAUCUCUCCGACUUAUGGGCUUGAGAACGUCAAUCCGAAGAUCAAGCUUGAUGAGUGGAAGAUCAACCUUCCUACUGAGAAGAUCAAGUGGCCUGCUGGUCUGCGACGGGCUAGCAUCAACAGUUUUGGUUACGGUGGCGCAAAUGCUCAUGCUGUUUUGGAUGAUGCGUACCACUUCCUCAAGACUCACAACCUCAAGGGCCAUCACAACACCAAGGCCGAGGGCGUUCCCGCUACUGGCUUGAUUGGUAACGGAUCUCAAGACAUUAUCGAGAAGACUGACAAGAAACCUCGCCUGUUCCUCCUCUCAUCCCACGAAGAGUCUGGCAUCGCUCGUCUCAGCCAGACUCUCCAGGCUUAUCUCGCCGACCCCGCAGCCCGCGACCUUCCCGAGGACCAAUUCCUCCACCGUCUCGCCUACACCCUCUCUGAGAAACGAUCCUCUCUUCCCUGGAAGACAUACGCAGCUGCCUCAACCAUCGAAGAGCUCCAGCAAGCCCUUGAUGGAGCACUCACCAAAGCCGCUCGCGUUCCCCGAUCACAGGCCCUCACUUUCAUCUUCACCGGCCAAGGAGCUCAGUGGUUUGCCAUGGGCAGAGAACUCCAGAAGUACCCUAUCUUCCGGCAGUCCCUCCACGCAUGUAGUCAGUACCUUAAGGACUUCGGCAGCACAUGGGAUCUUGUUGAAGAGCUCAACCGCGAUGCGAAGGAGUCUAUCAUUGACCUUCCCUAUGUCAGCCAACCUUCUUGUACUGCUCUCCAGCUCAGCAUUAUUGAUCUUCUUGCAAGUUGGGGUAUUCACCCUCAAGUCACUGUUGGUCACUCUAGUGGUGAGAUUGCUGCUGCUUAUGCCAAGGGUGCUUUUGACAAGGAGGCUGCUAUGAGGAUUGCGUACUUCCGAGGUCAUCUCACUGGUAACAUCACCAAGACUGGAUCAAUGGCAGCUGUUGGUCUUGGCCCUGAGCGUGUGAGCGAGUAUCUCAGCCGUGUCACAGCAGGUAAGAUCGUCGUCGCUUGCAUCAACAGUCCCGCCAGUGUCACUCUCUCUGGUGACGUCGAAGGCAUCGAUGAAGUUCUCACUUUCCUCCAAGCCGACGACAUCUUCGCGCGUAAACUCCGCGUCACUACAGCCUACCACUCUCACCACAUGCAGCAGAUCUCAGAGGAGUAUCUCAACUCUCUGUCUGGCAAGUGGGAGCUCAAGCCUGGUAACCCCAAAGUCCGCAUGUUCUCCUCCGUCUCGGCCAAACCUAUUGACGGCACUGAGCUUGGCCCUGCGUACUGGGUCGCUAACCUCGUCAGCCCUGUCAACUUCUCCGGUGCUGUCACUGCUGCUGCUAACGCUGGUGCAUUGGGCAAGCGUAAGGCUUCGGGUAAGAAGGGUAGUGCGGAUGCCAUGGUUGAGAUUGGACCUCACGCUGCACUCCAAGGACCUCUGAAGCAGAUCCUUGAUAGCAUCGGUGACAAGGGUGCUUCGCCAAAGUACUUCUCUGCCAUUAAGCGAAAGCAAGAUGCCAUCCAGACUACUCUCGAAGUCGUUGGCGAGCUUCUCGUUCUCGGCCACCAAGUCAACGUCCCUCUCGUCAACGCCUACACCGAAACCACCUCCGCACUCGUCGAUCUUCCCCCCUACGCUUGGAACACCACCAACAGCUACUGGCACGAGUCCCCCGCAGUGACCGCCUACAAGCAGCGCAAACACCCCCGCCUCGAACUCCUCGGCGUUAGGGAUCCUCGCUCCACCAAGGCCGAGCCUGCGUGGCACAACUACCUCCGCAUCUCGGAGCAGCCAUGGAUUGAGCACCAUCAGUUCCAGAACACUAACAUUUAUCCUAUGGCUGGUAUGAUCGUCAUGGCGAUUGAGGGUCUGCGGCAGGUUGAGACGCGAACUGAUGUUGAGGGUUAUACUAUUCGGGAUGUCAACAUCGGAAGUGCUCUUGUUGUUCCGCUUGAUCAGACUGUUGAGACGAGACUUCAGCUUACGCCAUGGAGGUCUGGCCCCAAUGUCUCGUGGUCGCACUGGACGGAGUUUACGGUGUCUAGUCGCAAUGAAAGCGGUUCUUGGACGACCAACUGCACUGGUCUUGUCAGUACGUCUUACAAGCGUGAGACCAAUAGCACGUUCUUGGAUGAGGAGGCUGCAGCCAACGCUCUUCUGAGCCAAGAGUACAAGGCUAUCUCCAACUCCGACCUGCCCAGCGUCGACCCAACUGUCUUCUACACCAAGCUCGACGAGUCAGGCUUCAGUCUCGGCCCAGCAUUCCGUGGCGUCAAGGAACUUAACCUCUUUGAUCACAAGGCUCACUUCUCCAUGGAAGUCAUCGACACAAAGGACUUCUACCCCAAGAAGUGGGAGCCCGCUCACCUCAUCCAUCCCGCCGUUCUCGAUGUCUUUGUCCAUCUUUUGAUCUCCAGCACCGGUGACGCCGCCGAGAUCAAGGCUCGUGUCCCCGUGUCUACUGCUUCUCUGUACAUCUCUGCGGACUUUGACUCGACUAGCGGUACCAAGUAUCAUGGUUUCAGCACUUCCAAGAAGCAUGGUGCUACAAACAUGCUGAGCAAUGUCAUCGCGUUUGCCGAGGGUGGAUCCAAACCAUUAAUUGCCCUGGAGGGAUGCAAGACUGUGCCUUUGAGAGGUGCCUCUGAUCCUUCUUCGGGUGAUGGCCAGUCGCUUGGCCAUGUUCCUGUUGUUCCCAAGAAGGUGGUCGAUGUCGAUAUCUCUGAUGCUGUGACUCUUGAGAAGCUGCUUCAAGGUACUGACUUUGCCUCUAAGCUGGGCAGUUACCUGUCUCUUCUCGGCCAGAAGCGACCUGGACUGAGUGUACUUGAGUACAGCUCGUCCACUUCAAGUAUUCUUCUCAGAGCUCUCACUGCACAAGCUGAAGAGCUUCAAGGCAGCAUUACUUCUGUUGCUCUUGCUACUCCUCUGGACGGGCCUGCCGACGAAGAGACUUCUGUCCCUGAGGCCUGGAAGAACAAGGUUCAGCAGGAGAAGCUUGACCUCACCCAGGACCCCAGCACUCAGGGGUUCGAGGACGUGGCACUAGAUGUCAUCUUCAUUGAUGUUGAAGAGCAGGGUGAUAUCUCACUUGUCUUGAAGAACGCCAAGAAGAUCCUCAAACCCUCCGGCAUCUUGCUAAUCACCAACCACGCGAGUGCCAUCUCCACUGAUCUUCUCACCUCCACCGAUCUCACCUCGACCACUGUGUCAGAACUCAUCAUCGCUCGCCACAAGCCCGAUACGGACCCCUCAGUCCGCCAAAUCCUCAUCGUCACUCCGCCUUCCCCAUCCUCCGGUCUCAGCAAACUCAUUGCACAGGCUGAGAAUGACUUGACUUCUCAGGGCUAUGAGGUCAACAAGGCUGACUUUGCCAAUAUCCCCGAGCAGACCACUCCAUUCCUGACCUUGUCUGCUCUUGAUGUUGACACUCCUUUCCUGGAGAGCUUUCAUCAUGAGACCUUCACCAAGCUUCGCUCCCUUUUCCUUGCCUCACGUGGCACUCUCUGGCUGACUCUCGACACUGCCUCUCGAGGUCUCGUAAACGGCCUUGGACGAACUAUUCGUGCUGAACACCCUGACAUCUCCUUCACCGUUCUAAGCCUCGAUGCAUCCACCUCCCUUGACUCCGCCUUGAACACCAAGACCAUCUCAUCCAUCAUCGAGAACAUGUCCCGCAAGACCUUUGGUGAGACCUCAGACUCCGAGUACGUCAUCCGCAACAACCAAGUCCUCGUCGAGCGCCUCAUUCCCAACCCCGACCUCAAAGCCCUUCUCGACUCCUCCAAGACAGGAAACAACCUCUCAGCGGUCAAGGUGCCUCUGAAGCAAGUCAACAAGCCUCUGCAACUCUCCAUCCGCGAUCCUGGUCUUCUUGACACCCUCGAGUACCUCUCUGUUCCUGAUCUCUUUGAACCUCUUGGUGAUAACCAGAUAGAGAUCGAGGUUGGCUCUGUGGGGCUGAACUUCCGCGAUGUCAUGGUUGCGAUGGGUCAGAUGGAGGAUAACACCCUCGGUAUUGAGUGUGCGGGUGUCGUCGCCAAGGUUGGGGCCGGUGUGCAGAAGUUCAAAGUUGGUGAUCGUGUCUUUGGUAUGCACGCAGGGUGCUUCCAGACUCGUGUCCGCGUUGAUCCUCGUACGUUCCAGCGAACGCCUGAGCAUCUCGGCGAUGAGGAAGCGGCUUCUUUGAUGUGUACCUCUGCUACAGUCGUGCACUCGCUCAUUGACGUCGCGCGUCUUCAGCGCGGUGAGUCGGUCUUGAUUCACUCUGCGGCGGGUGGUGUCGGUCAGGCUGCCAUUCGUCUAGCUAAGUACCUCGGCGCUGAGAUCUUUGCUACUGUGUCUUCUGAGAAGAAGAAGCGUCUCUUGAUUGAAGAUUACGGUGUCAAGGAGUCUCACAUCUUCAACAGUCGUGACUACUCCUUCGCUGAUGGUAUUCUCCGUCUCACGAACCAACGAGGUGUCGAUGUUGUCAUCAACUCUCUUGCUGGUGAAGCCCUUCGCCGAACAUGGCUUUGCGUUGCACCCUUUGGUCGCUUCAUUGAGCUUGGAAAGCGUGAUAUCUACGACAAUAGCGGCCUGGAUAUGCGUCCGUUCCUUGACAACAUCACGUUUUCUGGAUUAGACAUCUUGACCCAGGUCAUUAGCUAUCCUGACCGCUUCGAGGCUAUCGGAAACCAGGUCGUUGAGCUUCUGUCCAAGAAUGCCAUCUCGCCUUUGAAUAACCUUGCACGAUACUCUUUCGGUGAGGUCUCCAAGGCUUUCAGACUGAUGCAGAGCGGUGGUCACGUCGGCAAGAUUGUUCUGUACCCUCGUCCUGAUGACAUUGUUCCGAUUGUUCCCGAGGGUCUCGAGAGCUUCCGUCUACCUCAUGAUGCCACGUACGUCCUCAUCGGUGGUCUCGGUGGCAUUGGUCGAUCCGUGACGCGACUUCUCGUCGAACGAGGCGCGCGACAUCUCGUCUUCCUCUCCCGAUCAGCUGCUGCACGUCCUGAAGCCCAGGCUCUCCUCGAUGAGCUUCACGCUCAAGGCGUCCAAGCUAAGGCAUUUGCAGUCGAUGUCGCAGAGAAGUCUCAGCUCGAGCCCGUCAUUAACGACGUGAAGCAGAGUUUCCCUGCCAUUAAGGGAUUGAUUCACUGCGCCAUGGAUCUAAGAGACGCGGUCUACAGUAACAUGACGGCUGACGAUUGGAACGCGUCUCUCCGUCCCAAGCUCCUCGCGACGCGUAACCUUCACGAUCUCCUCCCUACCGACUUGGACUUCUUCAUUUGCCUGUCUUCAAUUGCUGGUAUAAUCGGAUCGCGUGGUCAGGCCAACUACAACGCGGGCAACACGUACCAAGACGCGUUAGCUCACCACCGCGCAGCUUCGGGACUUGCCGCCACCAGCAUCAACCUCAGUCUCGUCGUCGGCAUCGGUGUUUCCACGGAGCGCAGCGAGGUCUUCCAGCUUCUCAAGGAUGGCGGUCUUCUCGGCAUGGAUGAGAAUGAUGUCCUCAACGUCAUCAAGGCCGCCAUCUCAGGUUGUGCCCCUACACAAGUCGCUCUCGGCGCGUCUACAGGCGGUCAACUCGACAAGCUAGCAGCCAACGAUCCCUACUGGUUUGCUGACUCGCGAUUUGCGGUGCUCAACCAGUUGGAUCGUCAAGGCACUGGUGCCGUAGCUGGAGGCCAGGACUGGAAGAAGCUCCUCGCCGCGGCUGCUUCACCCGAUGAGGUCUAUGAGAUUGUGCUACAACAGCUUUUGGAGGGCGUUUCCAAGAUCAUCAAGGCUGAUGUGGAAGAUAUGGAUUCGCGAAAGUCACUGCCUGCUCUUGGUAUUGACAGUCUCGUCGCGAUUGAGAUUCGCACUUGGCUACUGAAGGAGUUCCAGGCCGAUCUCUCUGUCUUUGACAUUGUCAGCAACGAUCCUCUGACUGGAUUUGCCAAGAAGGUCAUGGCAAAGUCUGUCUUGAUUGCAUAA